AAUUGGUGAUUUUGUUCUUAAUUUUGAGCUACCAAAAUCAUCGAAUUAAAUGUUAAUCUCUUGAAUUCUGUUUCGGUGGUAGUUUCUUGGUUUGAAAUCAUAGCUGCAGCUUCAUGCCGAAUUCUCACUGGUUCUAGAUUUAGAGUUUAGCUUUUUUUUUUUACUUUACUCGGAUAUGAAUACUGAGUAAGGAAUUGAGUCAACUCGGAUGUGAAUACUGAAUAGUUUUUGUUCUAGCUAGAGUUGCAAAACUAAGAGAUUCAGCUACUGAAGCUACUUUAGUGUCAUUCAAACUGAAUUGAAAUGAUGUGUGUGAGUGUGACUGUACCUAAUUUUUCAAACUCAGGCAUUUUCGACUGUGCCAACACCUUAAGUCUCACUGAUUUUGACUUUGAUCCGCGAGCUAAGCUUAAGGUCUGAAUGAGUUUCUCAGACUUUGUAGAUUGUGCAAGCUACAUGUCUGAUUGGGUUUGAUGAAUUGCUUUAAAGCGCAGCCAAUGCUCCGGGUGACCAACAUUUGUUCCUGAUUCAUUUCCUAUUGAUUCGUAUUGUCUGUGCACACAAGAGAAAUUUCAAGAAGUUGUUACUAAAAGAGAGGCCACAAGUGGAUAUUGUCUUUGUUAUCAAGUGUUAGUACAGAAAAGUGGUGAGAAAGUAAUAUGGCUGAUACCAGUCCGAGAACUGAUGUCUCAACAGAUGACGACACAGAUCAUCCUGAUCUUGGGUCGGAGGGAGCACUAGUGAAUACUGCUGCUUCUGAUUCGAGUGACCGAUCGAAGGGAAAGAUGGAUCAAAAGACUCUUCGUAGGCUUGCUCAAAACCGUGAGGCAGCAAGGAAAAGCAGAUUGAGGAAGAAGGCUUAUGUUCAGCAGCUAGAGAACAGCCGCUUGAAACUAACCCAGCUUGAGCAGGAGCUGCAAAGAGCAAGACAGCAGGGCGUCUUCAUUUCAGGCACAGGAGACCAGGCCCAUUCUACUGGUGGAAAUGGUGCUUUGGCGUUUGAUGCUGAACAUUCACGGUGGUUGGAAGAAAAGAACAAGCAAAUGAACGAGCUGAGGUCUGCUCUGAAUGCGCAUGCAGGUGAUUCUGAGCUUCGAAUAAUAGUCGAUGGUGUGAUGGCUCACUAUGAGGAGCUUUUCAGGAUAAAGAGCAAUGCAGCUAAGAAUGAUGUCUUUCACUUGCUAUCUGGCAUGUGGAAAACACCAGCUGAGAGAUGUUUCUUGUGGCUCGGUGGAUUUCGUUCAUCCGAACUUCUAAAGCUUCUGGCGAAUCAGUUGGAGCCAAUGACAGAGAGACAGUUGAUGGGCAUAAAUAACCUGCAACAGACAUCGCAGCAGGCUGAAGAUGCUUUGUCUCAAGGGAUGGAGAGCUUACAACAGUCACUAGCUGAUACUUUAUCGAGCGGGACUCUUGGUUCAAGUUCAUCAGGGAAUGUCGCAAGCUACAUGGGUCAGAUGGCCAUGGCAAUGGGAAAGUUAGGUACACUCGAAGGAUUUAUCCGCCAGGCUGAUAAUUUGAGACUACAAACAUUGCAACAGAUGAUAAGAGUAUUAACAACGAGACAGUCAGCACGUGCUCUACUUGCAAUACACGAUUACUUCUCACGGCUACGAGCUCUAAGCUCCUUAUGGCUUGCUCGACCCAGAGAGUGAAACUGUAUUUUGGUCACAUGUCAGCUGUACAAAAUCCAUAUGGACACAAAACCAGGAGAGACUAUUAAUCAACACUUGUCAGAUUCUUCUUACCAAAUCCAUCAACAAAUAAGCAAAUUUCUGGGAAACAAAAGACUCUUUGUAUGUAGGUUUCUUCUACAUGGUUGUGGUAAUUCAUGUUGUUUUAGUUGUAGUCAUCAGUUUUUAAUUUAGCAUUUGAAAAGUUCAAUGUUGUUUAUAUAGCAUCUUCGAUUAUCUUAGAAAGGUUAUUGAAUUUUGUUUUUUUUUGUUACUUUUGUGUGUGGUAAAGGUGUUUUAACCUUGCAACUUCUGUACUGUAAUCAUUUAACAAUAUUAAGAUGUUCUAUUUGAGUUUUGU
Molecule: messenger RNA, 2031 nt
Organism: Arabidopsis thaliana (thale cress)
Lineage: Eukaryota; Viridiplantae; Streptophyta; Magnoliopsida; Brassicales; Brassicaceae
Gene: AHBP-1B
Product: bZIP transcription factor family protein
Exons: 10
Coding region: 660-1652 (330 amino acids)
Biological process (GO): regulation of DNA-templated transcription; DNA-templated transcription
Cellular component (GO): nucleus
Molecular function (GO): DNA-binding transcription factor activity; transcription cis-regulatory region binding; sequence-specific DNA binding
Source: RefSeq, marked reviewed